AAUGGCAAAUUUGUAAUAAAAUGAUAAAUGAAGUUCUAAUAUUGAAGAUUUUAAACAUUAUUUAAUUGGUCAAUACAAGUGGCCUCCAAACUCCAGUGGUCUAUGAACAGAGUACUCCCUCUCUCUCUCUCUCUUCUCUCUCUCUCUCUUCAUAUAUAUAUAUAUAUACACAUUGUAUAUAUAGAUUUUCAGUAUCACAGGGCAAACAAGUACAAACCCAUUCUAGUCCUACCUUUGUUGUGUUUGUGUUUGUUCUUCUUCUUCAUCAACCAAAAAAAUAAAAAUGAGUGAUUUAAAGUCCAAAUUCAUGGAGGUUUACUCCAAAUUGAAAUCUGAGCUUCUCAAUGACCCUGCUUUCGAGUUUACCGAUGAUUCUCGCCAAUGGGUCUCACAGAUGUUGGAUUACAAUGUCCCAGGAGGUAAACUUAAUAGAGGGUUGUCAGUUAUUGAUAGUUACCAAAUUCUUAAAGGAGGAAAGGAACUAACUGAAGAAGAAAUUUUCUUAACUUCUGCUCUUGGUUGGUGUAUUGAAUGGCUUCAAGCAUAUUUUCUUGUUCUUGAUGAUAUCAUGGAUAACUCGGUUACACGUCGCGGUCAACCUUGCUGGUUUAGAGUACCAAAGGUUGGUUUGAUUGCUGCAAAUGAUGGCAUUUUACUUCGAAACCAUAUUCCAAGAAUUCUCAAGAAACAUUUCAAGGGGAAGAGUUACUAUGUUGAUCUUCUUGAUUUGUUUAAUGAGGUUGAAUUCCAAACAGCCUCAGGACAAAUGAUUGAUUUGAUCACCACAAUUGAAGGAGAGAAAGAUCUUUCAAAAUACUCAAUUCCACUUCACCAUAGAAUUGUUCAGUACAAGACUGCUUACUACUCAUUCUACCUUCCGGUUGCUUGUGCAUUGGUUAUGGCUGGUGAAAAUCUUGAUAACCAUGUUGAUGUCAAGAACAUUCUUAUCGAAAUGGGAACCUAUUUUCAAGUACAGGAUGACUAUUUGGAUUGUUUUGGCCACCCAGAUGUAAUUGGCAAGAUUGGUACAGAUAUUGAAGACUUCAAAUGCUCUUGGUUGGUUGUGAAAGCACUUGAAAUAGCUACCGAUGAACAAAAGAAGCUAUUAUUUGAGCAUUAUGGCAAAGCAGAUGAAGCAUCUGUUAAAAAAGUGAAAGAGUUAUAUAAAGCUCUUGAUCUUGAGGGUGUGUUUGCAGAUUAUGAGAGCACAAGUUACCAAAAGCUUAAUAAAUCGAUUGAAGCUCACCCGAAAAAAGAAGUUCAAGCUGUGCUCAAAUCUUUCUUGGCUAAAAUCUACAAAAGGCAGAAGUAAAGAGAUAACAAAAUUGUACUUUGUGUGAACAUUAGAGCAUUUCUUUCACUCUUUUUAAUAAAAGGGUAACUUUUAGUAAUUGUUUUUGGUUACUAGUCAUAAGAAUUCUUAGUAGUUCAUUUUCAAUGUUUCUUACUUACCCUACUAAGUGUGGUGGAUAUUUUAAUGUAAUAUCAUGUGUUUUCUUUGGAUGAAAAUUAAAUAAUUUCUAAUGAGAAAUUUGUUCUAUUA
Molecule: messenger RNA, 1543 nt
Organism: Cannabis sativa
Lineage: Eukaryota; Viridiplantae; Streptophyta; Magnoliopsida; Rosales; Cannabaceae
Product: farnesyl pyrophosphate synthase
Exons: 12
Coding region: 284-1312 (342 amino acids)
Biological process (GO): trans, trans-farnesyl diphosphate biosynthetic process
Cellular component (GO): cytoplasm
Molecular function (GO): (2E,6E)-farnesyl diphosphate synthase activity; dimethylallyltranstransferase activity
Source: RefSeq, a predicted model, not a curated record